GUGGUCACGUGAUCUCAAACUCACGUGCUUUUUGAAUCGGUCGAAACGGUCUCUGUCGGUCUUUGAAAAACGGUCAGACCGUUUGUAAGCCUCCCCUUCCCAUGGCGCAGCUGCCGAUCAAGCUGACUUUUAGCGUUCCCCGUUAGCCCUUGACAUCAUAACUGACUAAAUGUCGGGUCACACGAAGGACAUGAAUGACAGCCAUACUGAGGCCCUGCAGGCCCUGUUUAAUUCGCUGAUACUCAAUGGACCGGAUACGAGUCCGUCCUCAAAGCUAACACCUUCACAACUCAAACAUCUCGCUCUUAAAAUAGAUGAGAUCCUCGGAGGUGCGAGUGACGGUGAAGGCUUGCAACGGAAUGAGAAGGGCGAACUUCUUAACGACGAGGGUCUCCCGAUCAUAGACAUCACUGAACCUGCUGCGGAUAUCAGUGAUGUUCACUCUCCAGCGGCUCCAUUUCAUGAGCCGGAUCUCACAUCAGAAUCAUCUCUAUCUGCUUCAGAGAGGGAACAGCGUCGUCGCACACGAGAUCAUAUUUUGGACAUGCUUGAAGAAGAGGAACGGUUGCAAUUGGAAAGAGACGAAGCAGAGGAAAGGGAGAAGCGGAUGGAGGAUAUACAUAAGCGCAAGGAGGCCGCGAAAACAUUUGCUAAUCCCAGCUCGCCGGAUGAAUCCUUGCCACACGAGUCUUACACUUCGGGCAGUGACUCCGAUGACGAAUCAGAUGAGGACCAGCUCGAAGAGGAAUUUGAUUGGGAUUCUGCACAGCACCACCGAGAAGUGGCCCUGGAGUAUUAUAAGAAGCGUCAUGUUAUUGGUGCAGAGGCCGCCCAAGCGAUGACUUCGCACACGCACGAUGAUGAAGAAUGGAACCAAGGGGACAUUACCCCAAAUCAGCGCCAAAAACCUAGCGUGUCGCGUUUCAGGGCUGAUCGUAUGGCCAUGGCAUAUGACAAAUCUACCUCUACUUCGCUUGGUCCAUCAGUUAUCCCGGCCUCUCGACAAAAAUCCUUGCAAGAAGCUAUUCGAUUGGGAAAAAUUGAAAACAACCAUCUUGUUGGCGGCGAGGAGGGGGAAAGCGGAAGCGAGGAUGAGGCCGUCCGAGAGGUCUUGGAGCUUCUGAGCAAUGGCCGCAUCCAUAAUGCUGGUCCCGUGGGCAAUGGCCGCAUCCAGAAUGCUGGUCUUGGUGUCAUGCGCUCGACUGUGACAGAAUUAAGCGCAGGUCCUGCGAGGAGCGCGGCAGAUGCAGCUACCAGCGUUCCGGGAGGAAAGAUAUCUAGGUUCAAAGCAGAGAGGAUGUAGGAUGCACCUCAGCGUGCAGGUAGGAUGGACGAUGAACGAUUAUAAUUGGCUUACUACUCUACAGAAGUAACAAUCACACUCUAAUUCAAGAAGUCGCGCCGCAGUUGGUACAAACGCAUCGUUGAGAACUCGUUUUGUAAUUUCGCGGAUCCCUAUAUCUUCGAUGGCCAACAAACCACGAACGACGCGCGGGCCUGCUAUCUGACUCGUCGAAUGGAGAUGAAAAAUGGCAGAAUAAUUAGAAAGCCCACGAGUAGCUCAGUGUAUCUUGCAUCAAAGCUCAGCAUUUUGAUAAGUGGAGGUAUAUUCAACGCAGGGUAGAUAAUACUCCGAAGGGGU
Molecule: messenger RNA, 1642 nt
Organism: Suillus subaureus
Lineage: Eukaryota; Fungi; Basidiomycota; Agaricomycetes; Boletales; Suillaceae
Exons: 4
Coding region: 170-1303 (377 amino acids)
Source: RefSeq, a predicted model, not a curated record